Symbiodinium sp. CCMP2592 is the source of this 4647-nucleotide messenger RNA. The record is from the annotation of a GenBank genome assembly. NCBI's taxonomy places the organism in Eukaryota, Dinophyceae, Suessiales, Symbiodiniaceae.
AUGGAGAUUAACAUCCAGAUCAAGAAUGCGCAGCCCGAAGACUUACUGCAGGCGUUUGCAGCAUUAAGUGGAGGAGCAGCAUCCUCAACGACAGCGGAUACCGAGCAGAGUGCAGUUGGAUCUGGUGCCAAGGCAAAGCGAAAAGCUCAGCCAUUCUCGGCGAGAAGCCCCGCCUAUGCCAAAGCCGUCAUCUUCGUCGGGAUUGCCCGCGCUACCACCGGUGCCAUUACAAACAACGGCAAGCGCAAGACCCGCCAGACCGCUGCUGGUGAAAAAGAGAGCCAUGGACUCCAGAUCUCCAAGACGCAGUCCCUCACGAAGGACAACAUCCAGAUCGUACGCUCCCAGGACAACAUCCAGAUCUCAUUCCCCCAGGACAACGCAGAGAUCCAGGGCAUCGGGCAGUUCAAGGUCAACUGGAAGGACAUUGAGAUUCCACAGUUUCCCAUACACGACUCCACCAAGCAGUACGUGGAUGCACUUUGCGCUGCAGCGGAGUUCAGGAUCGACCAGGGAGUUCUCUUGGAGCAUGACCUCACGUGGGACAGAGGAGGCGACCCAACUCCAGAGACAAUGAGAAGAUUCUAUUUCUUGCAAUCUUCAGACCUCACCCUGCAAAAUCCUCCUCUACCAACUCGGCAAGAAAAGAUCCUAUUCUGGUCGCAUGCAACAGAUGUGGGAGCGUUAUUCAACAUGUUGAAAGAGCGAAAUAUGCGUCCGAUGAACGCGCAUGGAGUGGCAGCCUUUGGAUGCAACAUCUUCUAUGCCCUCGGCCACGAGAUGUCCGGAUCAGACAUCGACGAGCACAACCUGACCAGGGUGAUCUUCAACACCACACGGAGCGCCAAGAACCUGGCAGGCAUCGUCGUGGGAGGCCGUGCAUGGGGAUCCCUACGCAAGCAUCUUGGCGGAUCCUAUGAAACAGCUCGGGCAGCCACUGAAGAGGGCGAGGUGCUCAAGGAUGCGAAUGCAAAAGCUUAUUGCACGGUGCCCCAAUUGUUAGAUACCCCCAUACGCAAUGGCGAAUGCAUGGACCGGCUAUUGGUCUCAGGGAGCAUCGAAUAUGCCGUGGUGGGCGUCAGGCAGCGGGAGCGCGUCGAGCACACCAACUCCGGCACCCUUGCCAGCGACAACACCGUUGCCGUCGUGGCCACCUAUGCCUCCGCCCGCAUCCAGCCCGGCUACACAACCUUUGCCGCCGCCGCCGCCACCGUGCAACACACAGCCGGAGCCAGCCAAUGCAACAAGUACACCGACGACAUCGGCAACCACGGACUUGCAGGCAUGGACGUCCGUGAUGUCACCGUUGCGCAUCUUUGCAGGCAUGGCAUGGAGGAAUUUGGACUUCGAGGACUUUCCCACGGCAAGUUCACCGGCAUGAUUCUGACCCGCAACAUCGCCGAGAGCGUCCUCCUCUCCCAGCUCCAGAAGAAGCUCCGCGAGAACAACAUCGACGUGGAUGCCACCAUCGACGCCAUCCACCAAAGCAAAGGACAAAAAGCCCCUGACAAGGUGAAAGAGGCCAUCACCUUUGUUGCACCCCUCGUCGACACCAUCAUGGAUGCCAUCAAACCUUGGGCACAGGUGCGCAACUACGGCGCCAAGAACACCGAGGGCGACAACCAAGCAGCACAACGCACGCAAGCUUUGGAAGAGCAGACCGCCAAGUACAAACAACGCCUACGCAGUGCCGGCAUCGACGUCACCCCCCAAAAGUCCCUCCCACUGCAAAAUGAGCCAAAUGAAGGCCCAGAAGCAACGGCGGCACCACCAAAGCGCAGACGCCUCACAAAGGGAGCCAUCAAGCAGCGCAACGAGGAUAUCCUCGCCGAGCCCCACAAUGUGAUCCGUGCCAGUGGACAAGAGCCUCCGACAAGUAUGACAUCAAUUGCAACUUGGAUCACCAACCUCAAGAAGAGUCUCCCCCGAGAAAAGCAUGCGGAAGUGGAUAAUCACAUACAGUCCGUACAGACCAUCCUCGAAGGCGCCAAAUACACCAAGGCCGAGCUACAGGAGAUGGCUACGAGAUGGGGACUUCCCAUGUCCCUCACUACAGCGCCAAAGGCUUCACCCAAAAACCUUCAGCAGCUGAUCGCCGCCGUCACCUACCUCGCCGUGUGUGCGGUUCCAGAACUCUACACGUUCGAGAAAUUCUCUCAGCGCUGUGCAGUGUACGUCAAACUUGUAUUCCCCAGGCUCAACAAGCAAACCUAUGCGACUGCUACCAGGGACGCAUCAUUUUGCUACAUCGGAUCCACCAACAUCACGGUGGCCAAGAGAGAGUACAAUAGAGUCGCAAAACUUCGUCAACUACAACAACUCAAACUUCCCAAAACCGAGAUCGCCAUUCGUUAUUGGAACGAUUCCCAAACCUACCAGCACUACAGCACCAUCCUCCUUUCGCAGCACUCGGAGUAUAUUGACGCCUGGGCCGAAGAACACAGCCUGAUUCAGAGAUGGCAGCCCAAGCUGAACUACCCGUUUGUCACGAAGGAGCUGGUCAAGAAGGCGCAUGGAUUGGCGCAAUUCUGGAAGCUCUUGUACGCUAUCUCAAGCGAUACCAAGCAAGAAUUUGAGGCCUCCAAGGAGCUACGCAGUGGCAAACAUGACUCCGAAACAGUUACCCUGCUCUACAGACUCGCCAACCACAUGGAGCAACCAUGGAGAUCAAAAGCACGAGCCAGACUACGAAAAGUCCUGCAGUUCAAGAACGCAUCGAUCCCAAAGCACAACAAGCCCCUGAAAGUCCCUCUACUUGCACAUGCGUCGCACCGCACUAACCUCGAAAAGUACCUGGUACGACUCAGCAGGACACACAGACAUGUGCUUAUACCAUAUCAUCUACCAACCAAGACGGUCCAGGAGGCAACGCACCCCUCUCUCGAGCGAGCUCUUUGGAACCACAAGCGGAAAGUCACCGAUAUGGGCAGACACUGGAAGCCUACAGAAUGUCAGUGUGCCCAAUUCAUCAAGCAACAUCCGCGAGCACAAGUACACGAAGGACAUGUGGUGACGGGCUUAGAAACCUUACAACUACACAGCACAAACCAGAUCUUUCAGAACAUUGGGGCCGGGAACGCCUUCUACUCCUCCAAGAAGCGUAUCAAGAAGCAGCACCAAGAACAAUUUCAACGAUGGCUCAAGCACCACCAAUUUCCUCGAGAUCAACGCAUCCUCGACGACUUUGACGACUUCUUCGAGCAGGAGUGGAAGCAACACAGACUACAACUUCAACGAGAGCCACGACUCACGCACAGAUUAGCAAAGAACAUAUUGGGCAUGAUCCCUGAUGACUACAUUGUGCACAACGAGGACCACGCCAACGCGCACCUCAUGAUCUACUGCCCGAACAUCUACAACCAAGCAGCCUACAACACUUGGAUGGACAAACAAACAUUCAGAAUGCUAGAUGCCGACCCUGCCGAGAUCAAGCAGGCCAUGAAAAACAACACCCCCAAGAUCGUCGCCAAGCACUACGCCAAGCUCCUUGACUACGAAAAGCCCCUUCCGUAUGGAUAUAUCCUCAUGAAACGGAAAAAGAGGUGGGCAAAAGGGAGGACUAUUAUCGCGUAUAGCAAUACGUGCAUCGGCAAACUGCUGAAGAUCGCGGCGCUAGCAUUACACCAGAUGUUGAGGAUAACAUGGCCCAACCAUUUUGGCGACGUCAGCUCGCCACAACUAUGGGAGGAAAUACACCAACUCUUCUACAACAACGAGCACCUGUACCCGGAGAGGCACUUGAAAUUUCUCAACCACGAUCUGGUCGGCUUCUUUAAUUCGAUACCACAAUCCGACAUCCUGCAGAGCAUCCAAUUCCUCACAUCUCAGUUCCUUGACGAGCAUAACGCCACCAUCACCGUCGAUCCGCACAACAAGAUCGCACCAGCGCAUUCAGGCCGCUCAACGCACAGCCUGAAGUCCAACAUGGUCAAGAUGCAGGCAGAGCACAUACCAGCCAUCAUUCAGUUCAGCUUCGACGCGUGUGCUUUCACAGCCAUUGGCGAAGUAUUCCAACAGACAUGCGGCACGUCGAUGGGAAACCAAAUCAGCCCCAUCCUCUCCACGUGCGCAAUCGUGGCAACAGAAAUCACAUGGCUACGGAUGUACGGUCAAUUUGUCAGCAGCGCCCACCUCCACGACAAGUUCUGGAUCCGCAGGUACGUCGACAACAGAGCCAUUAUAGUCGAUGAAGACGAACUUCAGCACAACCCCUUCAUUCAGCAGCUUGCGUCCCUGCACUUCUACAAGAAACCAGUACAACUUGAAGACGAAGCGUGUGACGAUUUUCUGGGAUUUCGCAUUCACGCAGACAAUCGCAAAAUCACGUACAAUCUCCAUCGCGAGCCUUGGAGAUACAGACUCCCUCAGUCAGCCGGAACUACAAAGUUACGCCUCAGCGGAUAUCACAGCAGAAAGCAUCUCAUCCGCACCAUUGCCUACCCGGAAGAUGUUGCCCAGAGACAAAUUCAAGAACUGGACGACCUCUACGGUGACUUGGGAUAUGCGCGCCUUCUGAAAACUCAACAGAGCCAGAGACCUGUAGGCAGUAGCAGGUGCAACGUCUUAGCCCUUUUACUUUGGUUCUUUCAGCCCUUUCAACACUUUUCUUCAGUUUUUUGGUUCAAGCCUUGCGUUGGUACGACUUAG